Molecule: messenger RNA, 11946 nt
Organism: Porites lobata
Lineage: Eukaryota; Metazoa; Cnidaria; Anthozoa; Scleractinia; Poritidae
Source: the annotation of a GenBank genome assembly
AUGGCAAUGGAAGAGUGCCGCACUGAAGCGAGUGUUGGCGUAGAAUACUCCGAAAGCAUACACGGUUCAUCCGAAGACGAAAACACGAAUUCCGCAUCCUUCAAGACGCCCGCACAAGCCGAAGGUUGCUCGCCGUCUCAGAGGAGAAAACGAAAGCGAAUUUCACCGCAUUCGACGCCUAAAGUUGCAGACGGUAAGGUUCAAAACGCUACUGCUAAGAACAAAAGCAUGCAAACUUUAUUACACAUGUACAUUAGCGUUUUAACAAAAGCUACAUUUGCCUUCGAUACGCGACGAGGAAAAACUUGCGUUGUUGCAGUUUAAUAUUUGUUUAUGUAUGUGGUAAUGUAUGUAUCAGACCAGUGUUCAAAUAAACUUUCGAAUACAGCGAAGGUCUAAUAAUAAUAUUACCAGAUCACCUUUUUACUUCGGUCAAAUUGUAAAUAGUUGACUGUUCAGAGUAAACUGUUUGAAUAGCCCCUUUGCAAUGUACAAAUAUCUUGCCCUUUUUGGUGGUAGGUUUAGAUACUAUUUUCCCCAUUUAAUAGUUCUCUCAGUUUCAUUACAUAUGCAUCCGCAAAUUGGAACUUAAUAGACCCUAAUACGGUUGGGUGUGGAAGAUGCAGGGGGAGAGUCUAGCCUGUUGACUGAUUGGGCAGAAUUGUCAGACAUGUGGCCUGUCUCAAAUACUGAGUGACAGUCAGCAAUAUUGAUGAUGAUGAUGAUGAUGAUAGUGAUGAUUCUUGGGGCAGGGGAAAGCCCGGAAAGGCAGAAGGAGCCUUCAUCACCCGUCUUAUCCUGUGAUAACAACUAGUUGUGGCAGAGCUAUGAUCACUCCUGUUUUUGCAUUCCAUGCAAUCUAAUUAUUCACCGUGGUAACAGAAAAUGUGCAAGAUUUAUCAAAAAGCUGAAAGUGUGGUCAUUAUACUUUAAAGGUAGCAAGAUAUAGAAAAGGACUGGCUCAAAGAACACAAAUCAGUGUCAAUAUUCCAUCCCAUGGGCUUUAUGUUAUAGAGGCAUGUGUUGUCUCAGAAGAAGUUGGCCAAUGGUAGCAUGUAUUGAAACCAGGAUGUAAACUUUCAGUGUCCAGACCAGCCGGGCGUCGAGCACAAUGACUCAGAAAACUAAAUCUUAACUUUAUUGUGAAUUAAUGCAUGUUCUGAUUUUUUUUAACAGGAUUUGGAGAUAGCAAAGCAGGGGAACUUCUGGAAAAUAUCCCUGAACUGCAAGACAUGUUCACAAUAGUGUCCAAAGUUGGAGAAGGUAAGCUUAUGGGGAUACUGUAUUUAAUUUACUAACACUACCACCAUUUAUUGUACUCCUACCCUGCAAGCAGGGCCUCCUUUUAUUAUCUUGGCUGAGUAGGAGAAAAGAAGGCUUUUCCUGAAUCACAGGCUGUUCCUUCUUGAAUCAAUCUUGUUCCCUAAAAACUGCCCCCGCCUAAGACAUCCACCUUUAUUACGGCCAAUUUUUUCAAACCAAAGUAAAAACAUUGAUUUUUAUUAUUUUGAAUCUUGUUCCCAGGAUUUUAUCAUGGUCGUAAACUUCCAGUUGUUUAAGUGUAGUAUCCAUUUAUUGAUAAACCAACAGUCACCAGGGUUUGCAUGCACCUUGAAAGUCCUUGAAAAUUACAGUUGGUGCUGGCAAGUCCUAAAAUUUCAGUGCUAACUUUAUCCAACCUAGCAAACACAGAAAGACCUUCAGGAUAAUGUUGGUCAUAAUCAUUGUGAAAGAGGUAAAAAGAACAUAGACUCAAGGCUUCUUUUUAGCACUGAAUGGAGUCAUUGAAAAAUGGGAAAUGUGUCCUUGAAAGUCCUUGAAAAGUCCUUGAAUUUUUUGUUCAGAAAAGGGUAUGAACCCUGAGUCAUGCUCUACCAAAGCCCAGGGCUGCUAUGCGUGGGUUUCAAACUGUAUCCCAUCAUUAAGCAGCACAUGCUCUACAAAGAUUGUAUUGAUUCACGCACAGUCUUUUUUAUGUAUGCUUAAAUUGAUCAAGGGAAAGAAAGAUUCCCUAGCAUGGUGCGCUUCUACAUUUCAAAACUGGCAUUGCUCAUGGCUGUUUUGCUUCUAUGGAUGCAAAUGUUUAGCUAUAUUUUGUCUUUGCCUUAUGUGAAGUGCUGUCCCACCCUACCACCUAAUGGUUUGUAUCUGUUACAGUAGGUCUCUUUAGGUAAAACAUGCAUCUCGAUUGAGUAUCCUCAGUAUGACUGGUCCCGUAUAAGUGGGGUUAUCUACUACCCAUGUUAUGUUAGGCUGCUAUUGGUUACCUCCGCAUCUGGGUCUGCUGAUUUUGCUAGGCUUUACCUGUGUUGCUCAUUGCUAGUACCUACCAUGCUUGUCUCCUUUGCAUAUUGGACUAUAUUGGAAAUUUAUACUGUGAAUUAUAUUAAUUACAUCAACAAUCAAUAUUAAUAAUAUUAAAUAAUAUUAGAAGCAAAUGCCUCUAGUAAUCACUCUCUGGUUCAUUUGCAGGUACUUUUAGUAAUGUUUACCUGGCUAGAAUGAAUACAUUACCAGAUGUUCUGUGUGCUUUAAAGCACAUUAUUCCAACUAGUGGUCCUGCAAGAGUUCAAAAUGAAUUGAAAUGUCUUCAAGAUAUUGGGUAAUGUAUAUUAUUUUUGUGCUCAGUAUAUGACCAUAAAGGUGGGUGAAAUGCAUAUGAUAAUGUGAUGGCAAUGGUGGUUACACUGUAGGUAAAUUCGGGGCUGUCAAAAAAGUUUUUAAAUACCAGGCUGAUAUUAUGAAUAGUGGACGGCUUUAGAACUCACACCAAAGACACAAGUUCUUGAGGGAUGAGGCAUCUAGGGACAUUUAGAAAUUUAGAGACUCGGAAAUCAUUGGCAUUUCCAGGGGUUUUCAAGAGGUGUUUUCCACUGCAGACAUCAUGUUGUUUCAUCAGAAUACAUGCAGGACUAGGAACAAUGCUGUUAAAAUGUCCCAGGCAUUGCUUGACAUCGCACAGUAUGAACGUUUCACAGAUGUAAACCUUUAAAUAUGCGUUCAAUCUCAUUCAAAACUGGUAAACGGAUGCUUUACAAUUUUGAUUUUACUCGAUGGUGCUUAUUUUUUGUUAGCAGUUAUGGUAGAAAGUGAUGAAAGUAGCUGGCAGUUUUGUCAGCUACCAGCCCUUAUAUUGACAGUCCUGGGUAAAAUCAAUCUCAAGUUAAAUCACUAUUUAACCUAGUUUGAUUCAGAAUUUCUGUUGUGAACUCCUUAUCCUAAUUUAUUCAAAGGAGACAAAGGAAACUCUUGUUAAACCUCAGAACAGAAUCCGAUUUUAACUAAAACAGAUAUAUCAGUUUAACAGUUCAAGGCUCUUCCUCAGUGUACUCUGAAAGGCUUAAUCUAAAUUGGUUUUCUCCACCCCAGUGCUGCAAAGAAAACUUGCACAAACUGUCAGAUAUCUAAACAAAAUAUUACUGAUGGGUCACCUUGUGAUGUUGCUUCAGCCCAGAGCCGAAAAGAUUGAAGCCUAGCCUUGAAAUAAGGGGCACCAAACAAUGAUUUCCCCCUAAGUAUGUUGAAAACACUUUUUAGGCUAUCCAGAGUAGUUUUAGAACUCUAGAAAUACAUUCUAAGCACUACAAAAUUUAUAUCUGUUCGGUUAUCCUAGGGGACUUUAAGUCUUUUUGAAAUAACAAGGGCUUCAGCAGGGUUGUCAAAAGUAGCCAGCUACCGGCGAAAAUCGCCACCUUGCUUAGUAUCAGCUGGCUACUCUGCUUAGCAUUUCUUUACGGGUGACAUUUUUAAAAUAAAAUAUCCCUGGACUGGCUGCUUACUUUGACAACUCAGCCGUCUACUUCAAAACUUUCUGACAACCCUGCUUCAGAAUAAUUUUCCCAAAAAUUUUAGAUGCAAUUUAUCCUUUUACGAAACUGAGAAUUUUUCUGAUUCCUCUCUCAAUCACAUUUUUGAAUCCAAAAAUUUUAGGUUUCCUUUUUCUAUGAAAAACAGCAUUACUUGGGGAGUGAAAUGUGAAAUAUUAAGCUUCAGAAAAUCGUAGGGAAUUUGUUACAUAUGUCUCAAAAAAGAAUGUGCAUGAAUCAAACAGUCAUCUAGAACAGGGUUCGCACAGUCUUGAAAAGUCCUUGAAUUUUAAGGGGAGUCCUUGAAAAGUCCUUGAAUUCCAUUUUUCCUUGAAAAGUUCUUAAAUUUCUGUGCAAGUCCUUGAAAAGAGCUUGAAUUUUCUUCAACUUUGAAUGCAGUAGCCUGGAAAGAAUUUUUUGAUGCUUUUUGGUUGUCCAGGACAGAAUAUAAUUCGUAGCUCAGUGAAUGUAAAGGUCAUUUACAUAAAGUGCUCCAUGUUUUAGAGAUAAUUAACUAUCAGUUUAAGACAAGUGAACUGAAAAAUGUAGAGAAUUUGGUGAAGCAAACAGUUAAAGCCUUAAAGUCUUAAAGUCUUAUUAGAAUAUACUGGGAAUAUGCAUUUUUGUACAAAUCUGUGAAAUUAUAUUCCUAGUAGGUUGUCCUUGAAAAUCUAAUGUGGUCCUUGAAAAGUCCUUGAAAAAUGGUUGCAAUUGUUUGUAUGAACCCUGUAGAAAUUUGUGGCCUCAAGCAAUAGAAAAUUUGAGGCAGUAUUUGCUUCUCCAAACAGAAAACAGUCGUUGGGUGCCCCUGUUGAAAUAUCAAGUGUUGCAGUGAUCUUUCUAUGAGGAACAUUUGUUUCAAGGGUAACAAGCACCUGGUAGCUGAGAGGACAUUUUCUCUGGAUAUCAGAGACACCACGCAAGUCAUUACAUGUACUUCCAUUGCCUGUGGUAUUUUACAUGUAGAAAGUUAUAAUUCUGAUUCAUUAUUUUGUUAUUUUUAGGGGCACUGACAAUGUUAUUGGAGUUGAAUCAACUCUUAGAUGCAAUGAUAGUAUGGUAUUUGUGUUGCCUUAUUUUCCCCAUCAAAAAUUUCAGGUAAUUGUAAUAAUUGACCUGAGUUGUUGGAAGUGAUUAGUGUCAGCCAAAACAUAAUAAAUUUUCACCUGCUUCCACUGAAGUUUUAUGAGAUUACAUUCAUUAUCCCCUAUUAAUUCCCAUAUGUCACCAUUCAAAUUUCUCGUCCCAUUUUAUGGUUACCCAGUAAUCUUGUUAUGUACAUCACAUCAUUGUUUUUCAAUAAUGAUGGCAAAAUGGAUAAGACGUUCAACUCUGGCAUCAGUAAAACCACUCUUUAUUGAAGUUUGCCUCUCUAUAGUAUAGUGGUUAAAGAAAUAUUAAUUUUAUUACUUGCUUUGUCAGGAAUACUUCUUGGAAAUGAGUGUCUGUGAAAUCAAAGAAUACAUGAAGAACCUUUUUAUUGCCUUAAAAAGAGUACAUUCGUUCAAUGUAAUCCACAGAGAUGUAAAACCAAGCAAUUUUUUGUACUCCAGAGAAACAGGAAGGUGAGCUUCUCACAUGUACAUGGAUGACUUCUGUGGUUCCAUAGUUAUUGUUAUAUUCCUAGACUUUCACUCAACUAAACAGGGACUGCCAUUGGUUGAUUCUUGGUCACGUGGCCUUGACUAAAAUCAAAUGUUUCGCGAUCGUGAUACAUUAAGGUAUCAGCCACCCUUCAGGACCGUCCGCGCGCGGAGCGCUGUAGCGUUAGUUGUUUUCAUAAAAACCCCUAUAAACCGUAUAUUUUUUAAAAGCUUAAUAAUUCCAGAUUAUGGAUUUGAACUAACAAAAACGAUUUACUUAAAUGUGUUUCGAAAUUGGAACGCUUUGUGUAAAAGUACACGUCUCUAUAAAUCAUGUUCCACUCCCGCCGGAAAUAAACGGAAGAAAACAAUUAACAACGCAUUCGCUUCUCAACACGUUCCACUAAAAAACCGUGUCUCCGAUUUUUGACAAGUGCGUUUGUUUUUCUUUUAUUAGCAACUGAAGUUGGGGAAGGCAAUUAGUCAACACUCCCUGUGGAAAAAAAGCUCUAGCUUUAAAAUGAAAAGGUGUAUUAAAAUUCGCAGACACGGUUUUGUAGAAGAGAUAUAUGGCAUCACUCUGGCCAAAUUUUAGCCAAAUUGAUUGAAAGGCUGCCGACUUGGAGUUUAAAACGUACGAGUCGAUCGGCAAAAUUUGCGUUCGGAGAUAAAAUAGAAAAUACAUUUUUGGCGGCAUCCUACCUGGAAUGAGAUUAUAACACCUAAAUGUUUACUCUGAUUGAUAUCAGAGAGGGAUCAAUUUUCUCUAACAGUAGGACUUUGACAGGUAACUUGUAACAAGAACAAACUUUUUAUUGCUAUCAACAUCUUCAAGUGAACAGUUUAAUUCUCCGUUGGAAAACUUCCACUCUUUUACACCACGAGAAGCACAGUUUAAUUCUUUCUCGAGCAAAAGUUUUGCCUCUCCUUCGAUCUUUUUUGUAUGAUUCGCCGAGGCGUUUUUGUUGACGGCGCCAGGCCAAGGAAACUAAAAAACUUUGAAGGCGCCGAAUGUCCACCACCGAUUGCUCGAAGGCCAAGAACUGAGGCCCGGUAUAUUUCAAACGCUCUGCUCUUCUCGGAAGAAUUAAAAACAGAAUUUUUCUUGUGCGACGGACAGCUUUCAUUCUCCCACUGGAUUCUCCAGGUAGAACCAAGUCCAUGCUUAGUCGCUACAUUUUCCAUGACUUGGACUCUUACCUGGCAAAAUCGACAAGAUACAGACUCGUCCAGUUUCUCAAGCAGCUUUUCGCUCGAUACGAUAGCUCGACCGCUUAUUGUUUUCCACGUUCCAUCAGCAGAUGGGGUCGAUUAGCUUAAUUGGCUUUCUUCAUCUGGCUCUUCAAGCUGGAUUUUGGAGCGGCUUGCACUCUCAGCAACUGCAGCAACUUCUCUUGCUGAUAAAAUGAGCCUUUGUCGCUCUCUGCCAAUUUUGCGGACCACUCUUUGUCAAACUCGCUCUUCGAUUUCGGACACGAGCUUUUCUUUUUUUUUUUUUGGCAGCAUUUUCACCGAAGCAAACGGUAAAUAUCCACGAAGAAUACUAAAGGCUAUAAACAACGCGAAGACAAUUCGCACGUGUUGUGUCGAGGCACGCACUCUGUAUCACGUUACUAGUUCACAGGCAAGUUAAUUGAUAUAUGACACGGGUAUGACAGAUCUUGUCAACGAUCAAUUAAGAUGGUUAACGAGCAAAAAUCUUUUAACCCAGAUAUCUUUCGACAGAAAUAAUAUUUUCUUCUGAUUUUUUUUUUAAAAGAAAGCUCUCAAGCAUACCUAUUUGAAAACGUUGAAAUCUCAAAUAUGGAAAAAUGGCAAUUUUAAGGGUGGCUGAUACCUUAAGCAAUGUACCCCGCUCGGGCUACAUUACAGCACAUGAUCAAAGCAUGGUUGAAAGUGGUGUGACAGAAGGCAGGAAAAACACUGCCAGUUUUCUUUUUUGUGAAUGAACACAACAACUUGAACACAAACACGAAGCCUCGAGCUAAAAAGCAAUGAUUUUUAAAGUCAUCCCAGAAGAGAAACAGCAGCUAGUGGAGGAAAAAGAUGCAGAUAAUAUAAGGAAAGUACUUUAUAAAUCAUUCAUUCAGUGGUUUUAAGAAUUAAAUUUGUGUUGUCAGGGUGCAAAGAAAGUCAGUUUUACAGCCUGCCAUUCGGGCAAGCUGUAGAUAGCAUGUACUAGCCCACAAGUCAUUUCAACUAGCCCCAAAACCCUUUUUGAAAUUUGGCAGGAUUGAUAACAAUCCUUCUGUAAUUUGAAUUUCCCGUCAGGCAAGUUAAGAACAAAAAGCACUAGCCCGAUAGCAAAAUCCACUAGCCCCGGGCUAUCGGACACGACUUUCUUUGCACGCUGGUUGUUAUAAGUACCUAGUCGACUGUUUUGGUUCGCUCUGGUUGUUCUUUUGUUGCUGUUGAAGUGAAAGGCUAGAAAUAUAACAAAACACUUAAUGUCAGGUCCCUCGGGAAACCAGUUAGUUUUGUUUUCCCUCGAGUCCUGAUGUUUCCGAGACAAAGUGGAGGAAAACAUCAAGACUCUCUGGAAAACAAAACUGUUUCCCUCGGGUUUGUAUCAUACUGUUCGUCUUCAAAUCAGGCUGCAGAGGUUAAAGUAAGAUGUAGCAUCAGAGAAAUCAUUAGUUGUCAUGAAGUAGAGUUUAUUAUUGGAGCUCAUGACUGACUGCCCUUUUCCAGACAACAAUGAGAUUUCUCAUUCUUUCCUUGAUAGACUGCAAAACAGUCCGUAUUUUUGCGUAUUCAAGUAUGCGCGAGCAGUCAAACAAAAGGUCUCAAACAAGGCUGAAAACAGAGAGAGAGACUGGGGAGAGACGGUUUUUUCUCCCUUGCCUCACACACCCUACGGGCCUGUGAGGCUCGCGCGCUUCGCGCGCGUAAGACUCUUAAGCCACACUUUACCGAUUUCUUUACUGAUUUUGAGAAAAAAACCAACUGUUUUGCAGUCUAUUUCCUUGACUGAUUAAUUGAUUGAUUUUAAUUUGAUUUAGAUACCGACUUGUAGAUUUUGGUCUUGCCAUGAAAGUCCCUGGCAGCAACAAUUCUCUUCUUGGUGAGUUUAUAGUCAUUCAUCGCAUUUAUGUAGAUAUAAAAGGGCUUGCAUUGCUCACUGAAUUCCAAAAUGCUUUCCAUCACUCAUCACCCUGGUGAUCCUUGAUUAGCAUAUUGCUUGUUUGCCUGGUACACCUGAAGAAAACAAAAUAUAAAAAGCAUUCCCAGAUGGGGGUACUUCCAGUAAAAAAUCACUAUACUGAGCUAGACAUUGUUAAUACAUGCACCCUGCCCCCUCGCCACCACCACCACCGAAGAAAAAGAAAAACAAAAGUUUUUGUCCCAGACAUCAACACAUGUCAAACUCCUUGAUAUCCAUAAUCACAUUUUGCUAAGAGGGUGUUACAAGUCAAUUGCAAACAUCAUCUUGAAACAUUUUGUACAAAAAUAAAUGGUAGUGAAAGUCCUGAUAAAGAUAAAGCCUCUUUCUGCUCAUUGUACUAUAAUAAGUAUUAUUAAUUCUACUUUAUGAGGAAAUGAAGAGCUAAUAUAAGAAAGAGCUAAGAGCAAAAACAACACGGGGGAGACACACAGAUAAAAGUUAGACUUGGUUUAUCCAAUUUAUGUUGUUUUUGUCAGAGUGGGCAGAAAAUACGCGUAGCUUUUAUUAGUAACUUUUAACAGUACUAUUGCAACAGAUCCAUGAAAUGCACCUCCGUGAUUUUCUUUAAUAGACAAUGCUACAGUGCAAGUGAUUAAUACAACUUGUAUUUGAACUUUUACAUGUAUUUCAGAUUCUCCUAAGGAACUGAAGAAACAAAAAAGGACCCUACAAUCUCCUAAAACUACUUCCCAACCUAGACGUCGAAGCUCACGCUUGUCUCCUCAAAAUGAAAAUAAAGACCAGACAGGAGGCAAAGUUGAUGAGGAACGCAUCCUCAAGCCGCGUUGUGUAAACUCAGCUAAUUGGCAAUUCACACACCAAUCCAAGGACUUUAAAGUCCCUUCAAAGACUGCAACAUCAAAGUUAAGGCGCACCUCUGAUGAGAAGACAAACUCUAAAGAUACAUUUAAACAGGCCCAGGUAUUGUGCCCUCUGAGACAUGGUCCUAAAGAUGUGUGCACCAUCUGUAUGGCAAGGUAGGCUGUGAUAACCUUGUCUCUCUUAAGCAAACUCACAUUAGAGAUCGAGCUUUAGAUUAGAGGACGAGAACGACUACGAGUACGAGAUUUGACUAAAAACAAUAGAUACCUGCGAAAGCUUCAUCCUACUUUUAAUUCACCAAAAGAGUGAGCACUGUUAUCUUUAUUAAAGGAGGUCAAGCCUGCUCCCAAUCACAAAAUGAUAAAACUUGUAACAUUUUGUUAACUCAUUGUUGCUCAUUGUUGCGCCAUGCUGGCUCAGGCAGCUGCAAAAGCAAUACUCAAUAUUGAGAGAAUCUUGUUCUCGUAGUCAUUCUCAUUCUCAUCUUUUUGUAUAAUUCUGCCUAAAUGACAGGUUUGUGCUCCAAUGUGGAGGCAGGUGGAUCAAAGUUUGUGCACCAACUUGUAUGCUGGGCACCCUGAACCUUUAUUAUAGGUUCAACGCUCUACACAGCGAGCGGCGCUUGAACAAUCUUAUAAACUCUGGACAAAACACUUUGUUUAAAAACACACAAUAUUGAGAAAAUCUUGUUCAUGUAGUCAUUCUCGUCUUGGAAUCUAAAGGUCUCUACUGUCAGUUUUUGUAUCAUUCUGCCUAAAUGACGGGUUUGUGCUCUAAUUAUUUGAUGUCAUGUACAUAAUUGAUAUUUUGUUUCUUAAUUUUAUCCAGGGGCCAUCAGAAUACUCCACGAGCAGGCACACCUGGAUUUCGGUCCCCAGAGGUCCUUCUCAAGUACCCUCAGCAGUCUCCUGCUGUGGACAUGUGGUCAGCAGGUGUCAUCUUUCUCUCUAUACUCAGUGGGAGGUACCCAUUCUUUAAAGCUUAUGAUGACCUGACAAGCUUGGCUCAAAUCAUGACUCUGUGUGGAACUGGUGAGGCAGCUAAAGCAGCUUUCAAGUUAGGUAAGCUUCAUAAAUCUUACCCUUUUACGAGGCUGAGUUCUAGAAACAAAAUUGUAGAAAACCCAAAAGAUUGGAACUCUCAAAAUCCAGCAGGUGCUUUGUGGUGAAAGUAACUGGCCAAGGGUCACUGGAGGUGCUAGAAAACUGCCCUGUUCUUUCUUUUACCAUCGAGAACGUACAAGUUUAAAAUACACAAUUAUGAAUUAACUUUUUUCUUAACAUAAUUUUAGCUUUAUUUCGAAAGGUAAAUCGAUUCAACUGGAAAAGAACGCACUUGUCGGUCUAUAAGACAGGUGCAAAUUAAAAUUAUUAAAACCCUUAAACUAAAAUCAGGGUUAAAAAACAAUCGUCUGUUAGGCACUCUUCCGCCUCCAGUAACGCGUAUGAAAUCGACUGAUCCGUUCACUGAUUUAAGGUUUUAACUCUAUGAAUGAAUGGAAACAUCCUUAAUAAAUAGUUGUACGGGAAUGGUUUUCGUCGGUAUGAUAAGAUUUUCUCGGUGUCUCCGCAUACAAAGCAAGGAAAGCGUUUCAUGUAUUUAUAAACGGCAGAUUGACAGUUUUUACCCAAACUGUUUACGCAACCAAAUCCAAUAAACGUCAAAUCCAACCCUUUUGAAAAAGAUAUAGGGCGUGGACGAGAUGACUUUUGGGCCUCUUUCCCAGUUACCUUAAUGUCGUAUGAAAUGAUAAAAUAUAUAAAUUUUAUAAAAUUAUAUUGGAACCGCUAUUUGAAGAAAUAAAUGCAAAGGAGAUCAUCGCAGUUAAAGACGCAACUUAUGCAGUUGCGAAAAGAAAACCUGGAAAAAAAUUCAGGCUUGCUGGGAUUCGAACCCUGACCUCUGCAAUACAGGUGCAGCACUGUUACGUGGUGUAUCGAUACUUUCCAUGAGCUCCAGGUAAAGUUUGUUUUAUUUCGUCUUUGUUCGCAUACUGCACAUGUGUUGUGGCAAUCUUCUAAUAGUUUACUUGACCUUACCUUUCACAGGCAAGGACCUCAAUUUUAACUCAGAUUGCCCAUCUGGAAAUCUUAAAAUACUUUGCACAAAGCUAAGGAGAGGGGCUAGCAAAACGCCCACCGUGAAAUGUUGCGUGCGGCAGCCAACUUGCGGCGACAGAGAGCAGGCUGACGUCCCAUCAAAAAGAUUUAAGCGUAAAACAAGAUCGCCACGUGGAUCCCACACUGAAAUACCUAUCGUUUCAAGUUCUUGGCAUCAACGAUGCACGAUGUGUCAGAAACGAAACCCUCUGUGCUGUGUAUCAAUUCCAACUGAGGCGGAACUAUCUGAGGAAACUCGACAACAUACGAAUGCAUCUCGUGAACAAUCGGACAAUGCGAGGUGCAUUCAUCUCGACGGCAGCAAUUGCGCCUGCUCCUGUUGUACUUGCUGUUGGGCAAUUGAGGAUUCAGCUUAUGAACUACUAGAACGAUGCCUAGACUUGAAUCCACACACCCGAAUUACUGCUGCCGAGGCAUUGGAACAUGCGUUUUUCAAGAAUGCGCUUUGA